AUGUGCUGGGCGCAGUGUCCUAUGGCCUACCCGGUAGAGUGCGGCUUCGAAUGUAUCCGUCAGAAUGACGACUGCAAAUCGGAAAUCUACGCCAAGUUUGUGAGUGUGGCCAACGCCUUCUUCUCUGUCCAGAUUUUGGGCGUGUUUGGAGCAUUCGCCAAGCUCUCACGGAACGUUCGCGUCGGUAUUAAGUGCGCACGGGCCAUGUUCGGUACGAUGCGCGCUAUCGUCAACUACAUUCGCGCAAUUAAAGUGUCGGAUCCUCAGAUACCGCAGGAUAAACUCCUCUUGGCGUUAUACCAGACAAGUUACGUUACCAUCGAUCUACCGGUUAGUAUCGUCAUGUGUAUGGGCAGAACCUACAACUGGCAAGUCCUGGAUCCUGCCAGUGUGGCCAUGGGUACAAUCCAAGUGAUGCUAGGCGAGGUUCUGGCUCGUCAGGACAAUAUUCUCAAAAGUUGGGGCAAGUUUAAAGCUUUCCUAACUCGGUCCAAUUUUACGUACGCUGUGAACGACCUUAACGACACGGAGAUCUCGUCCUUGAAAAAAGGGAUGGAGUCCAACUCGACGUGUGGCUACGAGCUGCAGCGACUCACAGAUCGCACGUGGAGAACGAUCGCCGAGAUGAAGGAGGAGAACCCGGGGAUAUCUCAGGACACUCUCCGCGUACAGGUGUACAGAUCAGACCUCAUGUUGCACGACAUCCCGACAGUUACGAACAACUGUAUGGACCAAAUGAUCGUGGAGUCGGACGAGGCCAUGGCGUACAAGACGCGUGACUUACUUCGGAAGACGUACGGCGUGAUCGUGGACGACUUGAUCAAUAAAGGCAAGAGUGACAACGGCACAUCUCUCACUGCUAAGCAGUACACGCGAGUUGUGGCCGACAAAGUGCUGAUGACGAUCGCCACACUCUUCUACAUCGAUCUUACGCGUAUCUCCGGUCUGUUGUCCGAGUACAUUCAGACGAUCUGUGGACCUACGCAGCUCGUAGGCGAGAUAGACGACGGUACAGACCCCAACACUCUCGGUCUCCGUACAGUUGGCAAAGCUUUCGCCAACAGUGGUUCGUCUUGGAAACGCAAGGGCGAUGGGGUCGUCAAGAUCACUUUUAUUAGUACCGAUACCAAGGACGUGACGGUCAAUAUCAUCUCGGGCGGCGACAAGCUCGACGAGAAGGACGUCCCGGCUGGCAAAAUAGUGACGUGGACAUCAACCGUGAUGGAGCUGGGAGGAAAGACGCUGUACCUUGAUCGGUGGCGGCCUGGAUUCCUCGGUCUCCCCGGUACCGGCGGUGGAUCGGUCAAGCUUUGGGUGCCUCGUGCUAGCGAAGGCGGUCACUUGGAGAUCUCCGCCAAGCUCAAUGUGAGCUAG
Messenger RNA from Phytophthora infestans T30-4, 1374 nucleotides. RefSeq lists its product as uncharacterized. The transcript has a single exon. The record is from RefSeq and is a predicted model, not a curated record. Bases 1 to 1374 code for a protein of 457 amino acids. NCBI's taxonomy places the organism in Eukaryota, Oomycota, Peronosporomycetes, Peronosporales, Peronosporaceae.